Molecule: messenger RNA, 1550 nt
Organism: Trypanosoma conorhini
Lineage: Eukaryota; Euglenozoa; Kinetoplastea; Trypanosomatida; Trypanosomatidae
Exons: 1
Source: RefSeq, a predicted model, not a curated record
AUGAUCUCCGUGUGCGCAGAGUGCGGGGGUCCCAUCACGGAAGGGUUACGCCACAACUGCGUUCCGCAGUCGAGCGGCCUCCAACAGGAGGCGUGGGGCUCCCGUUCGCGCCUCACUGAUGAUCCGCUGCAGAGCUCGCAACGGGAAUGGCAGCAGACCGCCCCAACGGCUGCUAUUUUGCCGAAGCCACCGCGCGGCGGUUAUUCCGCGGGGCGGCAUUUAUACGCAGAGAGAUCGACACUUAGCCCUGGGCCCGUUGGCGACGGCAGGGACUUGCAAUCACCCGGUUUGGUGCCAGUCAGUUUUCCCCCAUUGCAGAAUAAUCCAAAGAUCAACGGCAUCCAUGAUGGUAGUGUGGCGGGCAGUGAUAAGGUUGCAGCGCCGCAGGAAGAUUUGCCCACCGUGAUGAAGUUCUCAAAAAACGAAAGCUGCCCACCUCUUUGGAAGACUGAGAGCGCAAAUCCACUGUCUGGUAGGAAUACAACAACGAUCCACUGCAUACAGUUUGAGGGCGAAGGCUGGAGCAACAUAUUGCAAUACCGCCAAGAUGAACUCUACGAGGCGCUGCAGUUGGACAUUUCCAACGCCCUGUUCUUCCCUUCGUCCUUUUCCUUCAGUAUUAUGGGGACGAGCAGCGGCUUUGUCGUGUAUUGCACCAUAACACACCCAGUAGAGGUGAGCGGCAACGCCGUCUGCCACAGCCUUACCGACUAUCACCUUCCAGUCACCCGACGACUAUACCAGACGGCGCUACUCCAGAGUAAGUUACGCUCGCCCACGCAGAAUCCCAACGGGGGCUUUCAACAGCCGGCCAUUUCACAUGCUUUGGUCGCCAAUGAAGGUACAAUGAGCGGUUCGGCGGAAAGCAGAACCAUCACGUUUGAUGGGCUCCCACAUCUUUGUUUAAGAGCGCCACAACAGUCUCUUAGCUCGAUCUCAACAAGUCAAAAGCCGAAAGACGUAUUCCUUGUUGAUUCACCGCGGCCUCAGAAGCAGACCCAGAAAGGCACUCAGAGCAACGCGGCACCAUCCAUUGCAGUGGGAAACGGAGUUUUAAAGGAACCAGCAAAAGAAAUUCGGCAAAACUCUGGGGGUUUACAGGUCCAAGCAGACAGCCAGCCAGUACAUUUGGUCCAGGUGCUCCCAAACAAAGAAAGCUAUCUUUCCAGCAUUAAUGACGGCUCAAGAAGCAUGAAAUCCGCAAGCGUAUCCGUUAUGGAUCCAACGAUAGCAGAGUUACGUAGCCUGGCGUCGCCGGCCCACAGCGUUGGAGUGAGGCCCGGUGCCGAACGUCACAUGAGCGUGCAGUCAGUCGGCGUGCAAAGCAUCCCUGACGCUGUGGUGGAGGGAGGUCGCAGCCUGGCGUCGCUGGCCCAAAGAGCGACUUUGAAGCCCAGUGACGAACGUCCCAUGAGCGUGCGGUCAGUCGGCGUGCAGAGCAUCCCUGACGCCGUGGUGGAGGGAGGUCGCAGCCUGGCGUCGCCGGCCCACAGCGUAGGCGUGAGGCCCGGUACCGAACGUCACAUGAGCGUGCAGUCAGUCGGCGUGCA